CCUUCCUUGAGAGUUAAGAUGGCGGACCGGCGGCGACGGAGACGGCGCGCCUCUCAGGACAGCGAGGAGGAGGACGAGUCCGCCUCGGGCUCCGAGAGCGGGAGAUCUUUCUCGGCUAGCCGGAAGACCCGCGGAAGAGAACCAGAGCCGGUGGAAUCGCCAGCGGAGCGCGUCGCAGCCAAAAGCGACGAUGAGUCGGAGUGUGUGAGUGAAGAUGGCGUUGGUGAAGCAGUGUUAUCCGACUAUGACAGCGCUGAUCUGGAGGAGAAUGGAUCGCACACAGAGGGAGGAGAGGAUGAGGAGGAGGGAGAACAUUUCAGUGAAGAAGAGGCCUCACGUCCUGCUGCAGAAUCGAAGCCUGUUGCAGAUGCUCCAACAGAAGAGCUUGUUGAAGGAGAGGAGAGAGAUGAAAGUGUGAAAGAAGUUAAAGCAGAUGAGAAGGGCAAUCUAGCCGGCGAGCGACAGAGUGGAGACGGCCAGGAAAGCACAGAGGACCCAGAAAAUAAGGGCAGUAAAGGCCAGAAGCUGGACGAUGAUGAGGAUAGAAAAAAUCCAGCGUACAUCCCUCGAAAAGGCCUUUUCUUCGAGCAUGACGUGAGAGGCCAGGCAACUGAGGAGGAGAGGCCUAAAGGCAGAAACAGGAAGUUGUGGAAGGACGAAGGCCGAUGGGAACAUGACAAGUUCCGUGAAGAGGAGCAGGCACCAAAAUCGCGUGAUGAGCUUAUUGCUUUUUACGGUUAUGACAUCCGCAAUGGCACAGGGCCGAGUGACGGACGAUCAUAUCGCUCCCGAAAACCCAGACAUGCUGGUUCACCCAGUCGAGAGCCCAGGCGCUAUCGUGAAGGUGAUAAAUCUGUGCGUUCAUCUUGGCAGGGCCCUCCACCUGGCCACCGCAAUGCCCCUCAGUCUGUUACUGUACAGUCAGGUCAACCCCUUGCUCCUCUUUCAGCACCUAAACCAUCCGGCCGGCCCUUGACUCAGCCUCCCCAGCGCAGCUUCCAGGGCAGUCGAGCCCCAUCGGCUCCUCAUCGGACAGAAGGCAGAGGACCCCCGAAGCCCAGUUUAGAUGGAGCACCACCUCGGGGCCCACGGUCUCAGCCUGUGGAGGGUGAGAGGGGCCCGAGGCUAAGGGGCCGUGGCUCUCAUACAGUGCAUGCUGACCGUAGCCCAUCCUUGGUGGUGGAGGACAUCUGCAGUGAGGAGGAAGAGGAGGAGGGUGAGAUUCCUACAGCCACAACUACAUACACAGCUCACCACUACAAGAGUGAAAAAGAACGGGUUCCUUCACCACGCAAACAAGAUUCGGGCAUGGUGAUGGAGGGGGGCAACGCAGCAGGUCAGGUGCGAGAGUUAUCACCACCUCAAGAAAGGCAGGUGGAGAAGAAAUCUUACUCGCGUGCACGGAGGGCAACGCGGACUCGGCCGUCUGAUUUGAGUAAGCAGGCAUCUUUAGAUGACUCCUCGUCUACCGUCCAACAAGCCCCAGUGGUGGCAAAGAGUGAGUCUUGGCAGGAGCAGAGCGAGGCAGGAACACAAAGUGGAUUAACGGGACUCGACCAGGAUCUGGCUCGCCUCAGCCUGACGGGGCAGAACUGGGCCCAGAAUCCACCAUCUUACCUGCAGGCGGAAAUGAGAGGCAUCCGCGGCUCUAUGCACAUGGCAGGAGCACCUCCACAAUAUGGAAACAUGGAAGAUAUGGGUGUUGGCGGUGGCCGGGCUAAGCGGUAUUCAUCGCAGCGCCAGAGGCCUGUUCCUGAACCUGCACCCAUGCAUAUAGGAGUCAUGGAGGGCCAUUAUUAUGAACCCAUGACUUUCCAGGGACCAAUCUACACGCAUGGGGAGAGCCCAGCAGCCCUGCCCCCUCAAGGCAUGCUUGUCCAGCCUGAGAUGCAUCUGCCACACCCCACGCACCCGGGACACCCAGGUCUGCACCCGCACCAGUCAGGAGGUCCUUUGCCCAAUCCAGCUCUUUACGCUGCACCACCUGUUUCUCUGUCACCUGGUCAACCACCUCCACAGCAGCUGUUACCUCCACCCUUCUACCCCCCACCAGGAGUCAUGACAUUUGGGAACACCAACUACCCGUACCCCGCUGGAGCUACUCUACCACCAAUGUACCCCAACCCCCAGGCGCAGUCACAGGUUUAUGGUGGUGUGACGUACUACGACACGGUGCAGCAGCAGGCUCAGCCCAAACGCUCCCCUCCCCGACGUUCCUCUAAUCCUGUUACAGUCAGACCUCCUCCUCCUGAGGACCAGAGCAGAAAGGCCGCGGAGGAGAUCCGCUCGUAGCUGACAGGAGACUGGGAGGCCAUGUGUCAGGACCAGCACCUCUUUUGUACAAAUCCAUUCACAAUUUAGUUUGAAUAUUUUUUAAUAGUUAUUUUUGAUGUUUUUAGCUCGUCUAGGUUCACCGUCUUCAUCCAAAUAUUUUGAUCUCAGAUUGAUCCUAUUUGGUGCAUUUCCAUUAAUAACCAGCAAAGUGUUUUACCAUUAACAGCUGCUCAGCUAGAAGUAAAAUCUGCAGUCCUAAACGGCAAGAAUCUCUCAUUUUCGUUAACCAUUUCAUCUCUCUACGAGCAUAAUAAUUGAAACUGUAAGAGACUGCUGGACCUUUGAAUCCUUAGGUUUAGUUUUAAAUGACCCGUUGCAGCACUACGACAAACUUGAGCAUGUGAAAAGACGGACAGAAAAGAACAAACAGUCUUUGAAGGAAAAGACAGCCGUUGAACAUGUUAAUAACCUUCAAAUGCACAAAUUGAAGACUUUUUGGGUCAAAUUCUAGCACGUUAAGAUUGCUGUAUUUCUUUUUCUGACUGCUUAACCUGCCGUGAUGGUGCUUGUCCCGCUUUUAGCUGGGGCUGAACCCUCAAAACCUCCUCUUUCUCCGUCUGUCCCUUGUAUCUUUUGACAUUGUACUGUGUUAAAUUCAAUACUGUAAUACUAUCGAAGCGUUAACCUUGCCAGAUACUGACCUACUUGACAGUGUGACUUGCUUGAUUAGCUUUUUUUUGUUGUUAAGUGUACAUAUUAAAGUAUAUUGAAGCCAGUGGUUUAAUGAAAAAUACUAAAACUAGUCAUUUACGAAUUACUGUCAGUAUGAACAAAGUCUGCUAGGAAACCUGGCCUAGGCCUCUGUUUAAAUUUAAAUUUCUGAAGAUGAUUUGCAAUUAUUCCUUAUACAUUUUUAUAAAUAUAUAUAUAUAUAUAAAUAGUUAUGGUUGCAUUUGUUUUCUUUCAGGCACACUGUACAGGCAUGCAUGGUUUUCUAGAUAUAUUUCUUUGUGAAAGCAACUGUAGAUGGCGACUUUGGCUGUGAGCUGUUAUUCUUUGCCCCAUUGUGGGAGUGCUAUGGAUGCAUCUUUUUCAAUCGUUCCCUUUAUAAUUAUUUCAGAGGAAAAGAGAAGUCUAACAGUAUAAUUGAGAUAUUGUCGUCCCCAGCGUUGUUGAGACAUGGAUCAUAAAGACUAUUAGAAGAUGUUGUAUUACUUUCUAUGCCUUAAAAGAGUACAUUGGUUUGACAUAUCUGUUUUUGUUUGAUUAGACCUGACUACACUGUGAGGGCUUGUAUGUUUCAUAGAUGUUUGAAUAAUAUUAAAAGUGUUUCAUUUUUGUUUUGUGGAGCAAUGUCAGGAGAUGAAAUUAAACAACAACUGAAUAUAACA
This is a messenger RNA of Danio aesculapii, 3665 nucleotides long. RefSeq names its product casc3 exon junction complex subunit (gene casc3). Gene Ontology annotation, cellular component: exon-exon junction complex. The coding region runs from base 19 to 2292 and encodes 757 amino acids. Lineage: Eukaryota; Metazoa; Chordata; Actinopteri; Cypriniformes; Danionidae. Gene Ontology annotation, molecular function: mRNA binding. Gene Ontology annotation, biological process: mRNA processing. The transcript has 13 exons. The record is from RefSeq and is a predicted model, not a curated record.